GGAAGGGUUUACCGAUGGAUUGCAAUAGCAAGUGGCGCCGUAAUCAACAUAUUUAUCGGUGGAUAUGCCGGUUUGACAAAUAUUUUGGAAACGGAAGGGAGAUGGACCCAGAGACUAGAGUUUGUCAAAGAUGAAAACAAAUGGUGGACUGGAAUGAGCUCGAUUGUACUGACCGCUUUUGCUAUGGACUUAGUCGCAUUCUCUAAAGGUGAAAGCGUUGAUGCCACAAUAUUACUCCUUGCUGCUGAGAACAGGCUGUGAUCUACCCGAAGGAGCAAAAAUAAGAGACAUUCUCUCAUCCGAUAAUCGAGGCUCAAGUAUUACGGACAAGAAGCUUCGGUAUGAGUCCAAAGUCGAUAUUCCAGGUUACGGUGCUGUAUUUUCCUCCAAGAUCAAACAAGACCUCAUGACAGCACUUAAGCAAAGUGAACAAACAGGAAAAAAAACCGCUGCCGAAAUUUUUGGGUAUGUUGAAUCGCAUAAUUUGGCAAGAAACUUUGUCUAUCCCCAGCAUCGAAGUAAUCAGUCAAAGGUCAGUAUAUUGUGGGGAGGAGAAAAUUGUGAUCUAUUCUCCCGAAGAGUAUCCAGAGGUAUUACAGGAUACACAUUGGAAAGGAUUCGAUCAUCAUAUUCAUUAAUUAAUGUUGAUGAAAAGAAAUGGAUGUUUGUGGCGGGGGGAAUUGUUUCACGUAACAAAGGAUUAUACCCCAAGGAGUUGAUUUAUGGUCUAAGCGCAGGAACUGAUGAGGUCGAAACAACCUCAAAGUGGAGACCACGAUCGGCUAAAACGAGUAGAAGUCAAUAUGAUGCAGAAUCGAAAACCCAAUUCUCUGGACUUGGUUCAGCUUUUUGUUCGGCAGUUGUAGAGAUUGCUUUAUUGAUGCAAGAUAUACCAAACGGUGUCGUUAUCAAAGCGCUCAAAGGAAACGUCGAACAGCAGCAAAGUCAAAAGAUGUGGCAAGUACGAAAGCUAAUCGACAGCAUCGAGUUACAAGAAGCAAUGUAUGUAUGCCAGUACAUGACACUCUGCGCCAAGCUCAACUGAUGGGCGUGGAUUUGAUUUUGUCUCUUCUUUUUCGUCUACAUCUUCUUCACCAUCACUAUCAUUUUUUGCUGCUUCUUCUUCUCUUUCUUCUCUUUCUUCUUCUCUUUCUUCUUCUCUUUCUUCUUCUUCUACUUUGCCCACCACUUCACGUUUUUCUUCUUUACUUUCCUCUUCUUCGUCCACUUCAAGUUCUUCUUUGACCUCUUCUUUAGCUUCUUUGGCCACUUUUUCUUCAGUUGUUCCUUCUCUACUUCCUAUUUCACGAUUAUUACCACCUC
Messenger RNA from Gamsiella multidivaricata, 1323 nucleotides. RefSeq lists its product as uncharacterized. NCBI's taxonomy places the organism in Eukaryota, Fungi, Mortierellomycota, Mortierellomycetes, Mortierellales, Mortierellaceae. The transcript has 3 exons. The record is from RefSeq and is a predicted model, not a curated record. Bases 221 to 1045 code for a protein of 274 amino acids.